UCCGUUCAUUCCUAUCAGAUCUAACUAAUCAACUCUUUUCGUCACUACUCAUCCCUCUUCCGCCCACUACCUUCACUUAGUAUUGGGCGCUUCGCUACAUUUAUCGGUUCGAAACCCAUCUCAACUGUCUGCAAAAUCAACAACAUCAUUCUGUUACCAUGGCGGAAAAUCCGAGCCCCAAGAUCCCUGAAGGUCAAGCUUCUGUUUUCGGUGGUCUUUCUCAAAGUCUUUCAUUCCAUUCCUCCCCCGAAGACUUCAUCGCAUCCCGCAUUCAAGUCGUGGAUCAAGCUCAUCGAGCUGGCCCAGCUGUCAUUCGCGCGAAGAUUCUGAAUAGAGACGUUGCCAUAAUUUCUUCCCACAGGCUGUGCGAAGGUGUUUUGCGAGAUGGAAAUCCAGAUGAUCCAGUAAUCACAACCCAAGGGAGGAUUCCACAUCGAAACACCUUUACUGCGGGGUCGGCGUAUCGACAACUCAUGGCUGACUUCUUUCCCCCCCCUAAUCUACUCCUAAUGGACUAUGACGACCACUCAGUCAAGCGAGAAUCCUGGGAAAAACAUCUCUCAUCAUUUCACUCGGAUGUUACUCCAACAAUACACGACAUUACAAACGACCACAUCUCCAGUUGGACCAACAGCAGUCCAAUUGAUUUGCAUCUUUCUCCAGCUUCAGCCAACAGACGAAUUGUACCCAACUAUUCAAUCGCUUCAGGAAACGCUACUACGAGGCCAGUUCUCACUACUCCCGAUAGCCCUUCGAACUCCGUUCUGGCACUCCCCGCGUGCAAAAGGUCUCGAAGCACGCCAGAAGCUCCAGGCCCUACUCAAGGACCACAUCGUCACACAGAGCACAGAAUGUCCGUUUUCAAAGCCAGGAGAUAUCUCAAAAGACGAGUUAGCCACGCACAGUCUUCUUUUUACCAGUUCACUUUCCGUCAAGGCGCUGGCAUCGCUUCUCACCGCAACCAUUUUAAACUUGUUCAUUAUGCCCGCCAGCCGCCCUCCCGCAUCCCAGCCGGAUGGGACGCGUGGUUGUAUUUCAGCGGCGCCGCUCGAGAUAGGACGGUUUAUCCGGAGCCUGAUACCUUCAUUCCGGAGCGAUAUCUUGAGCCCGACAUGACCAAACCGGGAUUUGCAUUCGGACAUGGGGCCAAGACUUGUCUAGGCAAACCCCUCGUUCAGCAGAUUGUUAUGACGGUGGCCCAGGCGAUUUUGCAAUCAAACAUCCACCUUGAUGGGAAUGUUCAUGCCGCAGGCGUUCGAGGGUGGCUAGGUUGGGAGUCUGGAGUCAGUGCGGAUGCUUUCGCGAGGGAUUUGAAACAAUUACCUUGCCAGAGGCCAAAGGAUCCGAUUCAUAUUCAUGUACGUACAAGAUACCGUCUACCAAAGUUUCUAAUACCCAGAAGCAGCCAUAUUGUAUUUGUGAUGCCUAUUGCACCUGUGCCAAACUGGCAUGACCGGUGA
Eremomyces bilateralis CBS 781.70 is the source of this 1460-nucleotide messenger RNA. RefSeq lists its product as uncharacterized. The record is from RefSeq and is a predicted model, not a curated record. Gene Ontology annotation, molecular function: heme binding; iron ion binding; monooxygenase activity. The transcript has 4 exons. Bases 159 to 1460 code for a protein of 433 amino acids. NCBI's taxonomy places the organism in Eukaryota, Fungi, Ascomycota, Dothideomycetes, Eremomycetales, Eremomycetaceae. Gene Ontology annotation, biological process: sterol metabolic process.